Molecule: messenger RNA, 3106 nt
Organism: Carassius gibelio (silver crucian carp)
Lineage: Eukaryota; Metazoa; Chordata; Actinopteri; Cypriniformes; Cyprinidae
Product: insulin-like growth factor-binding protein 3
Exons: 4
Coding region: 208-1089 (293 amino acids)
Biological process (GO): regulation of insulin-like growth factor receptor signaling pathway
Cellular component (GO): extracellular region
Molecular function (GO): insulin-like growth factor II binding; fibronectin binding; insulin-like growth factor I binding
Source: RefSeq, a predicted model, not a curated record
AGUUCCACUCAAACUCACUUACAGAUGGAGAGACCCAGCCGCUUCGUUCACAGUCCUGUCAAACCGACGUGACAGCACAAGCCAAAGCGCCGCUACUUUCCCAAGGCAUAUGUUGAGAGCUCAGGCUUUAGUGUAAUCAUUUAUCCAGGUGAGGUGAUCUGACGCACCGUUUUUCCACGCAUCUAUUCCCUCCAGCGCCUCGGCUCCAUGACGGGACUGUGUGCGCUCUGCCUGACCGCGCUGCUCGCAGCAUUCGCCCGGCGGGCUGUAAGCGUCAGCCCAGUGGUCCGCUGCGAGCCAUGCGACGACGGGGCAAUGGUGCUGUGUAAACCGCUGCCCCGGGACUGCCCGGAGCCGGUAAAGGAGCCAGGCUGCGGGUGCUGCAUGACUUGCCCGCUAACCGAGGGCCAGGCGUGCGGAGUGUACACAGGGCGCUGCGGUACCGGGCUGAGCUGUCAGCAUCGCCCCGGGGAGAGCAAACCUCUGCAGGCUCUGCUGGAGGGACGGGGCGUGUGUGCGAAGGCACCGGACAAAAAGCCCAGCGGCAAUCCAUCGCACGGACACGAUAACCUUGAAGAGGAAGGAGAAGAACAUAUCUCCAAUGGUACCAGGGCAACUGGCGCCGGGGGUGCUGAGACAGUCCAGGACACAACAAUUGUUUCCGGAGACACGCAGGGAGGACCGAGGAUGGCAAUAGAGUCCAUAGAUCCUAUGUCGCACCACAAAGAAGAAACGAUCAAAAGAGAUCAGUUAAAGAUACGUCGGAUCUUUAAAGGGGAACCAGUUUCCAGAGGGGUUCAUACAGAUAUUCACAACUUCAGUCUGGAGUCAAAGAGAGAAACUGAAUAUGGCCCAUGUCGUCGGGAGAUGGAGAGUGUUAUGAAGAAUUUAAAGAUCUCAAAUGUGCUGAACCCAAGAGGCUUCCGCAUUCCAAACUGCGACCAAAAGGGUUUCUACAAGAAAAAACAGUGCAGUCCAUCCAAAGGCCGCAGAAGAGGCUACUGCUGGUGCGUAGACAAGUAUGGACAACCCAUACCCGGCUACGACGGAAAGGAGAAAGUCCACUGCACUAACAUGGAGACAAAGUGAAGGGGAGAGAGAGGCAGAGCGGUGGAAACAGGGAGACAAGAGGGAUAUCCCCCCUUUAAGAACUACAUGAAUACAAAUUCAAAAGUGCUGUCCCAAAGCUGACCUCCCACUUGUAUGCUGAGGCAUGGACUCACGUGACCAGAACCUCACUUUACACUUCAGGAGAGUGGGGAGAACGAGAGGAGACAGAGAGAGUGUCAUGUCUUCAGUUUUGGACUGUAUCCUGAGAGGGAAGUGUGAACAUAGUCUAAAGUACAAACAAAUUUUUUACUCCGUAACGGCAUGCUAUGUACUCUUGUGUACAUGAGGGAGGUUGUGUACUUGUUCCGUCUCUCUCUUCUGCUACAGCGUGUAUCGCUCUCUGCCGGCGGCUCUCUCUAAGUCCUACUUCCUGUUUCUGCCCUCCUGGUGUAGGGUCGUUUAAACUGGGCAUGCUCCGUGGCACUAGGCGGCUCUAGCCAUAGACUCCAUCUGAAGCACAAGCACUUCAUGCACUUUGGCCCCUCUUGAACACGUACUCCAGCCUGUCACCAGGCCAACAGAUAAAUAAAACAAUUAGACCAAUUAUAAACGAUUCUAUACCAGGACAUAUUUAGAUUUACACCCUUUUUGUUUAUAUAGUCUUACAUCGGACGCAGAGCUGUUAGCUUGUGUUGUCGGGACAGCAUUGAUAUGCACCGCAUGGGCAUUAUCUCACUUUCAAUACAUUAUGAAGCACUUUGAUUGUUGCUCCAGUCGCUGACUAUCAUUGUCCAUCACAUUUCUAAGUCUUUGCUGAAAGCAUGUAUUUUGCGCGACGUCUUGUUUAUGGGUUUGAAUGUAACCAUAACGCCACAGUGCCCUGAAUUACUUUUGCAAAAUCAGUGUUGCUAUGGCAGUUUGUGAAAUCGAUGCCUUAACAGAAACCCGUGUGGAAAUGUGUCGCAGGUUUGUUCGCCCUCUGCCUCUCUAAAAAUCCAUAUCGAUCGCCCCAGUAGGAAAGCUACAGGCUAACCGCCAUGGCCAUGUUCGAUAACCAGGGCUAGUGUUGUCUCAAAACUGACCUCCUGAGAAAAGACUUGAAAGGUGGAGGGUGCCAGAGAGGUAGCCCACACGUUAGCUUAUUAGCAUAGCGUCAACAAACAGCUCACCCCUUUCCUAAACAGCUUAAGAAAAGAUGAACAAAAAUAUUUGGUGCUACACCUUAUCUGACUUGAUUAUUGGGAAAGAGCAUACGAGUGUGCUAAGCUAUUAGCCCUUCCUUAACUUGUAAUUUUGUCUUGUGAAUUUUUUUUAUAUGAAUAUAUACAGUAUAUUGUUUCAGACCAGCUAAAGAGGCAUGUGAACUUUAUGCUAAAAAGAUUAUUUAUCCAAGAAAGAAAUAUAAGCUGAUCCAAACUUUAUCUUUGAGAACAAUUCAGUGACCCGUUGAUUGCACAGUAGUGAAACAUAGAACUCAGCAUAUUUUUGGGAAUAUAAUCACUAAAGUCUUUUGUUUUUGUUUUAGGUUUGUUGUUUAUCUACAGUGCGGAGUACGAUGUGUCUUUUGUUAGCUUAGCAUAGAUGCUGUCCUUGAAUCGUUUUGUGUAAGGUUUAGUUUAAAUCUUCAGGUUUUGUAGGCCUUCUACGGUAUGAAUUAAGCUAAAUCUAAGCUUAACUUUAGCUAACCUAAGCUAAACUAAGCUAAAUUAAAGUGAACGCCAAGAUUCAGUAAAGCUGAGGCCGAGCUUGUGUUUCAAAGAACAUCAAGGUCAAUGUUCAAGCUAGUUGAUCUUCAAGAAAGCUUGCCAUAUUCUUUCUGUGCAAUGCCAGGGUCUCUUACCCGCAAGUCACUUUUAAAGAUCCCUCCGUUCACGGGUAAUUGCUUUUUCUUUUCUUUUUUUUCUUUUGAUUCUUUAAAAAGCUUUUAUGUUACUAAACUAGAAAUUAUACAGCUAUCACUUUCUUCAAGAAAGGAAAUGUUUUUUGUCCAAAUAUAAUUUGUAUUUAAUGCCUUGUUUGUUUGUUUGUUUGUUUUUAAUAAAAAAUGUAAACACUC